Staurois parvus is the source of this 742-nucleotide messenger RNA. The record is from the annotation of a GenBank genome assembly. Lineage: Eukaryota; Metazoa; Chordata; Amphibia; Anura; Ranidae.
CCUGCACUGUGUUUGCAGUCUCUGGUCAUCCCCUGCACUGUGUUUGCAGUCUCUGGUCAUCCCCUGCACUGUGUCCGCAGUCUCUGGUCAUCCCCUGCACUGUGUCCGCAGUCUCUGGUCAUCCCCUGCGCUGUGUCCGCAGUCUCUGGUCAUCUCCUGCGCUGUGUCCGCAGUCUCUGGUCAUCUCCUGCACUGUGUCCGCAGUCUCUGGUCAUCUCCUGCGCUGUGUCCGCAGUCUCUGGUCAUCUCCUGCACUGUGUCCGCAGUCUCUGGUCAUCUCCUGCACUGUGUCCGCAGUCUCUGGUCAUCUCCUGCACUGUGUCCGCAGUCUCUGGUCAUCUCCUGCACUGUGUCCGCAGUCUCUGGUCAUCUCCUGUACUGUGUCCGCAGUCUCUGGUCAUCCCCUGUACUGUAAGGUGCCGGGGAAGGAAGGACAACUCCGCGAAAGCUGGAGCGGGUACCUAUCAAAUUCAGUCUCUAGUCAUCUCCUGUACUGCGUCCGCAGUCUCUAGUCAUCUCCUGUACUGCGUCCGCAGUCUCUGAUCAUCUCCUGUACUGCGUCCGCAGUCUCUGAUCAUCUCCUGUACUGCGUCCGCAGUCUCUGAUCAUCUCCUGUACUGCGUCCGCAGUCUCUGAUCAUCUCCUGUACUGCGUCCGCAGUCUCUGGUCAUCUCCUGUAAUAUGUCUGCAGUCCACUGGUUCAGAAUAUAUUUUUUUCUUGUUUUUCGCCUCUAAAACCUAG